This is a messenger RNA of Prunus armeniaca (apricot), 2004 nucleotides long. The record is from the annotation of a GenBank genome assembly. Lineage: Eukaryota; Viridiplantae; Streptophyta; Magnoliopsida; Rosales; Rosaceae.
AUGGAUAUUGAGGAGGAAAUCCGAUCGUUACAGCUUGAUUCGGCAGAAGAUAAUGGAGUUGUUAAUCCAGAAGCUGCACAGCCGGAAGUUGAGAAUUCCAAUAAAAUGGAGGAAGAUUCCAAGGAAGAGGUUCAUCCGCAUUCAGUUAAGCCAGAGGUGGUUGAGCAGAAAGGGAAGGAGAAGAUAAAUGUGGAUCCAGAAGAAGAACAUGAUGAGAUGGAACUAGAUAAGAAGAGACACUUGAAUGUUGUUUUCAUUGGCCACGUCGAUGCUGGAAAGUCCACAACUGGAGGCCAAAUACUUUUCCUUAGUGGUCAGGUUGAUGACCGUACAAUCCAAAAAUAUGAAAAAGAAGCAAAGGAAAAAAGUAGGGAAAGCUGGUAUAUGGCCUAUAUUAUGGAUACCAAUGAAGAAGAGAGGGUUAAGGGUAAAACAGUUGAAGUUGGACGAGCACAUUUUGAAACAGAGUCAUCAAGAUUUACGAUUUUGGAUGCACCUGGCCACAAAAGUUAUGUUCCAAAUAUGAUCAGUGGUGCAUCUCAAGCUGAUGUAGGAGUACUGGUUAUUUCUGCUCGGAAAGGAGAAUUUGAAACUGGGUAUGAGAGGGGUGGACAGACCCGUGAGCACGUUCAGCUUGCUAAAACUUUGGGUGUGUCCAAACUGCUUGUUGUUGUAAAUAAAAUGGAUGAUCCUACCGUGAAUUGGGCAAAAGAAAGAUACGAUGAAAUUGGGUCAAAGAUGGUGCCAUUCCUUAAAACAUCAGGCUACAACGUGAAAAAAGAUGUCCAAUUCCUACCUAUAUCUGGUCUGGUUGGUACAAACAUAAAAAACAGAGUGGAUAAAACAGUAUGCUCGUGGUGGGAUGGUCCUUGCCUGUUUGAAGCCCUUGAUGCCAUUGAGAUUCCUCUGCGGGAUCCCAAAGGUCCAUUCAGGAUGCCUAUCAUAGACAAAUUCAAGGACAUGGGAACUGUUGUUAUGGGCAAAGUGGAAUCUGGUUCGGUGCGAGAGGGGGAUUCGUUGUUUGUCAUGCCAAAUAAGGUUCCAGUGAAAGUUGUUGCUAUAUUCAUUGAUGAAGAUAGGGUCAAACGUGCGGGACCUGGUGAAAAUCUACGGGUUAGAUUAUCAGGCAUUGAGGAAGAGGAUAUAUUGUCAGGUUUUGUCUUAGCCAGUGUUGCAAAUCCAAUACCAGCGGUUACAGAAUUUUUUGCCCAGUUGCAGAUUCUUGAGUUGCUGGACAAUGCAAUCUUGACGGCUGGCUACAAAGCUGUCCUGCAUAUACACUCAAUUGUUGAAGAAUGUGAGAUUAUUGAGCUCAUAAGUCAAAUGGAUCCAAAGACGAAGAAACCUAUGAAAAAGCAUAUUCGUUUUGUCAAGAAUGGCGCUGUUGUUGUGUGCAAGAUUCAGGUGAAUAAUUUGAUAUGCGUUGAGAAGUUCUCAGAUUUUCCACAACUUGGAAGGUUUACUCUUCGUACUGAAGGAAAAACUAUUGCAGUGGGAAAAAGCUGGGUCAGUAGGACUGGCGGCAUGAUGGUUCCAAGUCAGCUCAGGAUCUUUCCUACUUACUCAAAGUGUAUCGAUUCUGGUAUCAGGGAGCUCAAGAGAUACCUAUGUGCAUCAUGUUCAAACAUGGCUUACAAACUGCUCGGGUUACAUGACAUGGGGAUAGUUAGUGAAGAGAAAGUAGAUUCGUUUAACGUACCAAUAUAUUACAUGUCUCCUCAAGAAUUGGAAGCUGCUGUAGAACGAAAUGGAUGCUUUAGCAUAGAGAGAACGGAGACCUUGCCUCGCAUCUUUCCACAAGGCACUGUCUCUGGCUCUGGUGCCCAACUAGUUACAUCUCACAUUAGAGCUGCCGUUGAGGGACUCAUCAAGCAGCACUUUGGAGAUGAAAUCUUAGAUGAGCUCUUUGACUUGUGCCGCAAGAAAUUUGAAGAGCAACCGUCCAUGUAUGAGUCAGGGAUGCCAGUUAAUUUUCUUGCUGUGCUUAAACGCAAGGCAACCUGA